Caenorhabditis remanei is the source of this 330-nucleotide messenger RNA. RefSeq lists its product as uncharacterized. The coding region runs from base 1 to 330 and encodes 109 amino acids. NCBI's taxonomy places the organism in Eukaryota, Metazoa, Nematoda, Chromadorea, Rhabditida, Rhabditidae. The record is from RefSeq and is a predicted model, not a curated record. The transcript is spliced from 2 exons.
AUGAACGUUCUAUUCACUAACAAAGAAAUCAAUAGUUUUUUGAAAAAAUGGCAGGCUGGAGAGGCGUGUCCUCUUCUGAAAUAUCUAGAUUUGGGAUUCCCGAAACUCUUGAAUUUGGAAGAAGUGGUUGAAGGAUUGGAUGGGGUUAAAGUGCCAGAAGGCAUUGUAAGAGAGUUUGACAUAAUAUUAUCGGACAAGCCGAUCAACUUUCCGGGUGGCUACGAUAUCAAACGGCAUGAUGGAACCAUUGCUACAGUAUGCACAGAAACUCAUCCUGAACUUCCGAUAACACAUUUAAGAAUUGCAGUCUGGUCAAAGUUGGCUUCUUAA